AACAACUGCCCCAGAUGGUCCUUAUCAAGAAAAUUUGAGAAAUGCUGCUAAUGUCUAAACAAAAACCUGCCUCUUGAAAUCCAGUCCCAGGCGGAGCCCCUACUUUAACUUUGUGCUAAAUCAGAUUACAGUGAGUCUUAAAGGCAGCCACGGACUGAGCCCCUAUCUCUGGACCCAGACUAACCCUAACUCCAAUAUGUACCAGGAAUGCUGAGUAAAUGUGGAAGGUUCUGUGCCAGCCUAGCUACUCUGUUGCAGAAAUGGCUGAGAGCAGUGCCCUGACCAGCAACAUUAGCUCCGAAAACGAAGGACUGUUGUACAAGUUCUCCUUGUGCGUCCUUGCACACUGAGAUUGAUGGGACAAUUAUAAAAUCUGCUGAAGCAGUGCUGGACACUUAGAGGGUAGAGGCAAAUGCAGGGUGUACAGGCAGGUGUGUCCAAGGAGAUUCAGAGCAGAGAGAGGCUAGGGUUCAGAAUUAUUAGAAGUACUCUAUCCUUCUGUUUUGUAUCAUCACUUCUCCAGUGCCCUUACCUUAUAGGUCCUCUCCCCUCUGAAUCAUGACUGAAUGAUAUUCCUCCUUCUCUCUUUCAUAGACACUGGAUUCAGGAUGCAGAAGCCCCAGCUCUUGUUCCCUGUCAUGGCCACCCCAAAUGGAACUCUAGUCCACCCAGAGUACUUUCUGCUGGUGGGCAUCCCUGGCCUGGGGCCUAAUGUACACUUUUGGCUGGCUUUCCCUCUGUGUUUGAUGUAUGCUUUGGCCAGCCUGGGAAACCUGGCCAUCAUCCUCAUCAUCCGUGUAGAAAGGUGCCUGCAUGAGCCUAUGUACCUCUUCCUGGCCAUGCUUUCCACCAUUGACCUAGUCCUUUCCUCCAGCACCAUGCCCAAGAUGGCUAGCCUUUUCCUAAUGGGCAUCCAGGAGAUCGAGUUCAACGUUUGCCUGGCCCAGAUGUUCCUUAUCCAUGCUUUGUCAGCCAUGGAGUCAGCUGUCUUGUUGGCCAUGGCUUUUGAUCGCUUUGUGGCCAUCUGCCAUCCUCUGCACCAUGCUUCUGUGCUCACAGGGCCCACUGUGGCCAAAAUUGGGCUAGCUGCCCUAAUCAGGGGAUUUGUAUUUUUCUUCCCACUGCCCUUUAUCCUGAAGCGGUUGUCAUACUGCCGAACACAUACUGUCACACACUCCUUCUGUCUUCAUCAAGAUAUUAUGAAGCUGUCCUGUACUGACACCACAGUCAAUGUAGUUUAUGGACUCUUCAUUAUCCUCUCGAUCAUGGGCGUGGACUCCCUCUUCAUUGGUUUUUCCUACAUCCUCAUCCUGCGGACUGUGUUGGCUCUGUCCUCUUGGGGAGCAGCACUCAAGGCUUUCAACACCUGCAUCUCUCAUCUCUGUGCUGUCCUGGUCUUCUAUGUACCCCUCAUUGGGCUCUCUGUGGUGCACAGACUGGGUGGUCCCACCUCCCUGCUCCAUGUGGUUUUGGCUAAUGUCUAUCUAUUGCUACCACCCGUGGUCAACCCCAUUGUCUAUGGAGCCAAGACCAAGGAGAUCCGUUCACGGGUCUUCCAUAUGUUCUUGCAAGAUGGCAGGUGA
Molecule: messenger RNA, 1583 nt
Organism: Loxodonta africana (African savanna elephant)
Lineage: Eukaryota; Metazoa; Chordata; Mammalia; Proboscidea; Elephantidae
Product: olfactory receptor 51D1
Exons: 1
Coding region: 567-1583 (338 amino acids)
Biological process (GO): G protein-coupled receptor signaling pathway
Cellular component (GO): plasma membrane
Molecular function (GO): olfactory receptor activity; G protein-coupled receptor activity
Source: RefSeq, a predicted model, not a curated record